AUGAGGCUCCGAAAUGGAACUGUAGCCACUGUUUUAGCAUUUAUCACCUCGUUCCUCACUUUAUCUUGGUAUACGACAUGGCAAAAUGGGAAAGAAAAAGUGAUUGCUUAUCAACGAGAAUUUCUUGCCCUGAAAGAGCGUCUCCGAAUAGCUGAACAUAGAAUCUCUCAGCGCUCUUCUGAACUCAGUGCCAUUGUACAGCAAUUCAAGCGUGUGGAAGCAGAAACAAACAGAAGUAAGGAUACAGUGAAUAAGUUUUCAGAUGAUACCCUAAAGAUAUUAAAGGAGUUAACAAGCAAAAAGUCUCUUCAAGUGCCAAGUAUUUAUUAUCAUUUGCCUCAUUUAUUGCAAAAUGAAGGAAGCCUUCACCCUGCCGUACAGAUUGGAAAUGGACGGACUGGAGUUUCAAUAGUAAUGGGAAUUCCCACAGUGAAGAGAGAAGUUAAAUCUUACCUCAUAGAAACUCUUCAUUCCCUUAUUGAUAAUCUGUAUCCUGAAGAGAAGUUGGACUGUGUUAUAGUAGUCUUCAUAGGAGAGACAGAUACUGAUUAUGUAAAUGGUGUUGUAGCCAACCUGGAGAAAGAGUUUUCUAAAGAAAUCAGUUCUGGCUUGGUGGAAAUAAUAUCACCUCCUGAAAGCUAUUAUCCUGACCUGACAAACUUAAAGGAGACAUUUGGAGAUUCUAAAGAAAGAGUAAGAUGGAGAACAAAGCAAAACCUAGAUUAUUGUUUUCUAAUGAUGUAUGCUCAGGAAAAAGGCACAUACUACAUCCAGCUUGAAGAUGAUAUUAUUGUCAAACAGAAUUACUUUAACACCAUAAAAAAUUUUGCACUUCAACUUUCUUCUGAGGAAUGGAUGAUACUUGAGUUCUCCCAGCUGGGAUUCAUUGGUAAAAUGUUUCAAGCACCCGACCUCACUCUGAUUGUGGAAUUCAUAUUUAUGUUCUAUAAGGAGAAACCCAUUGACUGGCUCUUGGACCAUAUUCUGUGGGUGAAAGUCUGCAACCCUGAAAAAGAUGCAAAACACUGUGAUCGACAGAAGGCGAAUCUGCGAAUUCGUUUCAGGCCGUCCCUUUUCCAACACGUUGGUCUGCAUUCUUCACUCACAGGAAAAAUUCAGAAACUCACGGAUAAAGAUUACAUGAAACCAUUACUGCUCAAAAUCCAUGUAAACCCCCCUGCAGAGGUAUCUACUUCUUUGAAGGUCUACCAAGGUCAUACACUGGAGAAAACUUACAUGGGUGAAGACUUCUUCUGGGCUAUAACGCCAGUAGCUGGAGACUACAUCCUAUUUAAAUUCGACAAGCCAGUCAAUGUGGAAAGUUAUUUGUUCCAUAGUGGCAACCAGGAACAUCCAGGGGAUAUUCUGCUCAACACAACUGUGGAAGUUUUGCCUUUGAAGAGUGAAGGUUUGGAAAUCAGCAAAGAAACCAAAGACAAACGAUUAGAAGAUGGCUAUUUCAGAAUAGGGAAAUUUGAAAAUGGUAUUGCGGAAGGGAUGGUGGAUCGCAACCUGAACCCCAUUUCAGCCUUCAGACUUUCAGUUAUUCAGAAUUCUGCUGUUUGGGCCAUUCUUAAUGAGAUCCAUAUUAAAAAAGUCACAAACUGA
Budorcas taxicolor (takin) is the source of this 1608-nucleotide messenger RNA. It is a transcript of the gene MGAT4A, whose product is annotated as alpha-1,3-mannosyl-glycoprotein 4-beta-N-acetylglucosaminyltransferase A. Lineage: Eukaryota; Metazoa; Chordata; Mammalia; Artiodactyla; Bovidae. Gene Ontology annotation, cellular component: endoplasmic reticulum; endoplasmic reticulum-Golgi intermediate compartment; Golgi stack. The record is from RefSeq and is a predicted model, not a curated record. The transcript is spliced from 15 exons. Bases 1 to 1608 code for a protein of 535 amino acids. Gene Ontology annotation, molecular function: acetylglucosaminyltransferase activity. Gene Ontology annotation, biological process: protein N-linked glycosylation.